AUGGGUCUUUCGUAUAAUACGUAUUUAACCGGUCACAAGAUCUAUGGGUGCAAGAAUUGCAAGACGCAUUUGAGUACGCAUGAGGAGAUUAUUUCACGGAAUUUCCGCGGCCAACACGGCAAAGCCUACCUCUUCGGCACUGUAGUCAACAUUACGCCGGGCGAACCCUCAGAGCGCAACAUGACGACCGGUCGACACAUUGUGCGCGAUAUUGUUUGUAAACGCUGUAAUGAGACGGUGGGGUGGAAAUACGAUAAGGCGUAUGAGCCGAAUGAGAAGUAUAAGGAGGGGAAGUUUAUACUGGAGGCGGAGUUGUUGAGUAAUGUUAAUUAG
Sclerotinia borealis F-4128 is the source of this 333-nucleotide messenger RNA. NCBI's taxonomy places the organism in Eukaryota, Fungi, Ascomycota, Leotiomycetes, Helotiales, Sclerotiniaceae. The record is from the annotation of a GenBank genome assembly.